CGCCUCGGCCACCCGUGGUCUGCACCGUCCCCACAACCCCCAGCGCGCCGCGCACCUCCCUCCCUUUCAGCCCGGUGGAGGCCGAGCGGUGCGGAGCUGCCCGGGGCCCGGCGCUGCCGGUGUGUCCUCUUUCUCCCUGACCUUGCAGAUGAGGACAAGGAAACCUCCAUGCUCAGUAGAGAAAGUCUGGGUAGACAAACAGGAAUAUGAUGAAGGGGAGAGACAGCACUAUGAAAAAGAAGCAACGUUGGCUGCAGGGGCUCCUGAGGAGUGCCAGGAGGUAGAGGCUGUCAAUGGAGUCUGCAAUGAUGAUUCUGUUGAAAGUGAAUUUAAGGGGGACCUGAAGAAAACCAGGAAUGGGAAGAAACAAAGGAAACGGAAGCGUUCCCCAAAACCCAAACCUGUGGCCUCCAAGUUGGACUCUGUACUGACUGGUUUGUCAGCUGACUCUGUGUGGUUUGAGAAACCCCUCUAUGACCAAGCAGAGAACCUCUACAGGCAAAAAUUAGUGGAAUUGCAGACUGAGGAGGCAGCUGAGACCCCACAAACUGCUGAGCAGUCCCCUUUAGUGGUCAGGACAAAAACUGUGGAAGAUGUUCCUAAGCCAAGGAUGCUUUCAACAACCCUGCUCUGCUCCCAUGGUAAUCUGGCUGCCUGCCACCAUGUUGUUCAGGGGGUGUGGGUCAACAAGAUGGACUUUGAUAAGGCUGAGGGGGCCUUUAUCAAAAAAUCUCAGUUCUUUGUCCCUCCAGAUGUCCUCACCAUCCCAUCUGUGGGGUCAGACACUGGCAACGUUGGGCUGAAAACACCAGAUGAGGGUUAUGUCACAGCCUUGCCUACUCCUGCUACUCCAGGCUUAGCUCCAGGCACCACUGCUGAGCCUUCCUCCUCCUCCUCCUCUUCCUCUGUUCCCAGUUUGCCCAACCCCGACCACCAGACAGUCAAUGGGAAGCCCCAGAUUUCCAGCCUGCAGGCUCUCAUGUCCGAGGUGUGGUUAGAGAAACCUCUCUACGAUGGUGCUGAGAAGAACUUCUACCAGAACAUGUUUGAUGGUCACCCCUCAGGCCAAGGCAGGCAGCAGGAAGGAAAGUUGAAAAACCCCCACAACAAGGAUGGGAAAGACCCCAGCUCUGGAGAAGAAACAGGCAGCAAACCCCUGGAGGUGACAGAUUCUCUGCUUCCCAACAAUGCUGAGCAACUUCCUCCUUGCUGCUUUUUUCUGCACGAGGACAGUGAAACUGUGUGGCUUCAAAAGCCAAUGUAUGACAGUGCAGAGGCACGAUACUAUGCAGCUGAAGCUCUGAAAAUGUCAAGAGCAGGAGAGAGGAUGGGGGUGGAGGAACCUGAAGUCCCCAAACCCACCCAGCCAGCUCCCAGUGCCUCCAGCACGCCGGCGCCAGAAAAGAAAAAAAUGGCAGUCGACUACCUUAUGCAGGAGAAGAUCUGGUUUGAGAAAUACAAAUAUGAUGAUGCUGAGAGAAGAUACUACGAGCAGAUGAAUGGGCCAGUUGGCAGCUCCUCACACCAGCAGGAGAACGGAGCCAGCACGAUCCUCCGCGACAUUGCCAGAGCCAGGGAGAAUAUCCAGAAAUCGCUGGCCGGAAGUGCAAACACAAACUCUCCCGGGCCCGCUGCCGGUGACCAAAAUGAGCUCCUCUCCCGAAUUUCUCACCUGGAGGUAGAAAACCAAAACCUUCGCAGUGUUGUCUCAGACCUUCAGAUGGCCAUCUUCAAGUUGGAAAGUCGCCUGAAUGCUCUGGAGAAGUCAUCUACCUCCCACCAGCCUUCACCGGUUCCUCCAACCCAGAAAGUGGAACCAUUCAGUGUCCCCUCCAAGAAAGUGGAGCUCCCUUCAGCCAAAAAAGCUGAGCCAGCUGCUGCAGAGGAAGAUGAUGAUGAUGACAUUGACCUUUUUGGCAGUGAUGAUGAAGAAGAAGACCAAGAAGCUGCCAAAGUCCGGGAGGAAAGAUUGCGUCAGUACGCUGAGAAGAAGGCCAAGAAGCCAGGACUUAUUGCCAAGUCUUCUAUCCUUCUGGAUGUGAAACCAUGGGAUGACGAGACGGACAUGGCCAAGAUGGAGGAGUGUGUUCGGUCCAUCCACAUGGAUGGGCUGGUGUGGGGAGCCUCCAAACUGGUCCCAGUAGGCUAUGGCAUCAAGAAGCUCCAAAUCCAGUGUGUAGUGGAGGAUGACAAAGUGGGGACAGACAUCCUGGAGGAGGAGAUCACUAAGUUUGAAGACUACGUGCAGAGUGUUGACAUUGCUGCUUUCAACAAAAUCUAGAAGCAAAACUGUAUCCCCAGUUUCCACCACCCCCUGAAACUGUAACUAAUGAAGAUCAAGAUUGGGUGUGCAGAUUGAA
This is a messenger RNA of Calypte anna (Anna's hummingbird), 2360 nucleotides long. RefSeq names its product eukaryotic translation elongation factor 1 delta (gene EEF1D). Gene Ontology annotation, molecular function: guanyl-nucleotide exchange factor activity; translation elongation factor activity. The record is from RefSeq and is a predicted model, not a curated record. Gene Ontology annotation, cellular component: eukaryotic translation elongation factor 1 complex; cytosol. The transcript is spliced from 10 exons. Lineage: Eukaryota; Metazoa; Chordata; Aves; Apodiformes; Trochilidae. Gene Ontology annotation, biological process: translational elongation. Bases 149 to 2281 code for a protein of 710 amino acids.